Molecule: messenger RNA, 975 nt
Organism: Cloeon dipterum
Lineage: Eukaryota; Metazoa; Arthropoda; Insecta; Ephemeroptera; Baetidae
Gene: Coq4
Product: Coenzyme Q4
Exons: 6
Coding region: 102-923 (273 amino acids)
Biological process (GO): ubiquinone biosynthetic process
Cellular component (GO): mitochondrion; mitochondrial inner membrane
Source: RefSeq, a predicted model, not a curated record
GCGCUAAAUUUGAAAAUCAAAACAUAAUAGACAGGCGACAAGUUGUGUGCAAAGACUUUAGUAGCCUUUUGACAUCAAUUUAAAUUUAAGAAAGCUAAAAAAUGCUGAAAUUAAUUAAUGGGAGGAACUGGUACGCUGCUUGUACGUUCAGAAGGGGGAUAGUUAUUUCUUCAGAAAAAUUUUGUCUAAAAGCUGAAGCCUCUUCUGAAGAAGACUCAUCUGGUGCCGACAACCCAUACUUUGCUGAUUUCCAAAAGUUUCACAUAGAAGCCUCACCAGCUCAAAAACUGGUUCUGUCUAUAGGAUCUGCAAUAACCACCCUGCUGAAUCCAGGAAGGCCAGAUGCCCUUGGUGUGUUUGGAGAGACGUCUGGACAUUCAGCCCUUCAAAAAAUGCACGAAAAGAUGAUGGCGAGCAGCGAUGGUCAAUUGAUUUUGACAGAUAAACCGCGAAUCAACUCCUCCACAGUUGACCUCAACUGGCUGAAAAAAUUGCCUCCAAAUACUUUAGGAAGAACCUAUAUCAAGUUCCUAGAAGAAAAUAAUGUAACGCCGGACUCGAGGACACCGGUGCAAUUUGUGGACGACAUUGAGCUGGCCUUUGUAAUGCAGCGCUACCGCGAAAUCCACGAUCUAGUCCAUACUGUAUUAGGCAUGCCAACCAACAUGCUAGGUGAAGUUGCUGUGAAAUGGGUUGAAGGAAUCCAGACUGGACUUCCCAUGUGUGUUAGUGGAGCAAUUUUUGGACCAUUGCGAUUAAAACCAAAACAAAGGCAGCGGUACUUGAAUUCCUAUUUACCUUGGGCACUUUCAACAGCAGCAAAUGCAGAAUUCGUCCUUAACAUCUAUUUUGAAAAAAGAUGGGAACAACCAAUGGGCGAAUUACUGAAAGAGUUGAAAAUUGAACCUUUUGUUGAGACGUGAUUCAUGAUUUUAUCUCUAAAUGAAAUGCAUAAAUAUAUUAUAUGAUCCACAA